AAUGUCUUACCUAAGCUUAUUAUAUUCUGGAGAAAAUAAGGAAACGUAUUCUAUUUUAAAAAACCUAAAUUUAUAUGAUUUUUAUGAAAAAUUAGAUAAUGAAUUAGAUAAAAAAAUAGAAGAAACUCCAGAAAUAAAACAAAAAUGUGACUAUUGUCAAGGUCAUAUAGCGAGUCAGGCGGAAAAUGGAGAAAAACUAAUUGAACUUUGUAAAAAAAUUUGUAACAUUAUAUUAAAUGUUCAUGGUAUUCUGAAUAAAUGUAACGAUAGAACUGACAAUAAAGCAUGUAGUUAUAUGGAGUAUUGGUUAUAUUAUAAUGUUACGAGAUAUACUGAAGAACAAAAUAUCGUUAGUAAAUUCUACGCUCUUGUAUCCAUGUAUACUACCUUUAAGAGUAGUAACUUUAAUAAUUGCUCCCUUACGAAUUUUGCAAUAGAUAAAAAUAUAUUUGAUAUCAAGAGAACCUUAUAUGAGUUUAUUGAAAUUUACGAAGGAAUUAAAAAUGAAAUUUUACAGGAAAAUAAUGUUAAUGUUAAGACAUAUUGCAAGCAUAUUAAAGAAAACUUCCGAUAUUAUAAUAUAAUUAAAGAAAGUUGCAAAAGCAAAGAUACAUGUGACUACUACGAUGAAUAUAUACAGUUCAAAAAUAAAUUUAAAGAACCUAGUGUUAUAAAUUUAAUAUGUGAAAAAUGUGACUACAUAAAGACAUCAUGCCAAAAGGGUUCCAAUGGAGAAGAUGAUGUUCCAUGUUUAAGGGAAAAGGGRWAUUCAUUUUUAUACCWAMUAUUUGGUAAUGAUGCAGAUAAUAUAAUUAAUAUUCUACUCAAGGUUACCACAAUAUCGGCUCCAAUUUUGGCAUUAUUUGUAAUUUUGUUUAAGUUUACUCCAUUUGGAAAAAACUUAAAUAAAUUAAAGCAAGAAAGAAAAAAAUCUGGACACAAAAAAAAAGAAGUAAACAUUCAAGAUUACAUGAAAAAUUAUGCUGCGCAUUUGGAUAGCGAAAUGAAAAACCGGGUUCAUUUAGGUUAUCACGCUACAUAA
This is a messenger RNA of Plasmodium vivax (malaria parasite P. vivax), 1042 nucleotides long. RefSeq names its product variable surface protein Vir23, putative. The record is from RefSeq and is a predicted model, not a curated record. The transcript has 3 exons. NCBI's taxonomy places the organism in Eukaryota, Apicomplexa, Aconoidasida, Haemosporida, Plasmodiidae. Bases 2 to 1042 code for a protein of 346 amino acids.